Molecule: messenger RNA, 1215 nt
Organism: Staurois parvus
Lineage: Eukaryota; Metazoa; Chordata; Amphibia; Anura; Ranidae
Source: the annotation of a GenBank genome assembly
AUGUCAACAAAGAAGAACAAGUCAAGAAAUAAGGGCUCAGAGAAAAAAAGCUUAUUUAGAGAAAAUGUCGAGGACAGAGAACUACCCAGAAAGGGAAAAGAAAGAAACGGCAAGAAAAAGAAGUCUGCUCAAUUAAAACAAACCUCUUUGAAUUCCUUCACCAUUUUGAAGCAGGCGGGGGAAGCUCUGCAGGAUGAUAUUUCAGAAGAAUCUUUUAAUCCUCCAUUACAUAGCACUGCUGUGUAUACUGAAGAUGAAGAUCUACUGGAGAAGAGUAAGGUUUCUUCAGAAAAGUCAGCCAGCAGGGCAUCUUCGGGUCCAAAUGUCAGCCAAGACAAAAGUGGGAGAAAAAACAGUGCACAGAAGAAUAAAUCUGCUGCUUCAGAGCAUCAUUCAUUAACGCCAAAGAGUGUGCCAGGAAAAAAACAAAAGACUCUCCAAAAAACUGCAACAUCAGUAAGAGACUUGGAGGCUUCUGAAAAAGGUGGAUCUUCAGAGCCUGAAGUAGAAGAAAAAACAGGGUCAACCCAGCAGACCCCCCCUUCUGAACAGGCCACAAAUAAGACUUAUGAGAAGACAAGGCCUAAAGCUAAAAGAAAGAAAACGCCUAAGAAAAAGGAACCAAACAAAGCAAAGCAAAAAGAAAAUAUACAGCUGCGUCUCUGGAGCCCAGAAGAUGCACCUGGAACUGCCAAAGAUGUGAAUGAACUUGAUGUCAUACUAUUUGAGAGUGAGAGCUUGGUUAACCAUUAUAGGGAAUCCAUUGAUGGUGCAAGUGAAAAAGCAGUGGAUAUGUUUUUUCUCAGUUAUAAAGAUCAGCUAACUACAGCUAUAAAAAAUGUGCGAAUGCUUAAAGGUUUGAAAAGAAAAAAUGCAAAGAUGCGACUAGAAAUUAGAAGAAAACAAAAACGUUUAAUUGAAGUGAACGAUGAAAUUAUGAAGAAACAACCAAGACUUCACCAGCUACAGAGGGAUUGUUCAGAGCUAGAGGAAAGACAGGAAUCCAUCAAGAACUCUAGAACCUUCCUAGACAACCUUGGGCAGCUAAAGGAGGAUUACAGGACAUGCAAGGCUAAAAAACCCUGCACCAAGGAAACUUAUGGAUUAUCCAGUCUACCAGCUCUUAUACUACAAGCACAGAGCACUAUGAAAGCCAAGCAACAUUUCCAUAAUGUGAACACACAGCUGCUGAAUGCACAGACACAAGGAAAGUGA